Molecule: messenger RNA, 723 nt
Organism: Penaeus monodon (black tiger shrimp)
Lineage: Eukaryota; Metazoa; Arthropoda; Malacostraca; Decapoda; Penaeidae
Product: histidine-rich glycoprotein-like
Exons: 2
Coding region: 26-634 (202 amino acids)
Source: RefSeq, a predicted model, not a curated record
GUUCCGUCUCACCAAUCCUGCAGAGAUGAAGUACUUGGUGUUUGUACUCCUGGUGGCUGCCGCUUGCGCUUCUGAGGUGGAGAAGCGAGAGGCGGAGCCAAGCUAUGGCCAUGGUGUCCACCACCACACCUACUACCCACGCACUUACUACAACCCCUACCACACCUACCACAAGAGGUCUGCUGAGCCUGAGGCUGAAGCCGAACCCUCUUACGGUUCCUACCACUACCGUCCCUAUUCCUACGGCUACCACAAUACUCCCUACGUCCACCACCACUAUAAGAGGUCCGCCGAACCUGAGGCCGAAGCAGAGCCCUCUUACGGAUCCCCUAAUUACUACCGCUCCUAUUCGUAUGGCUACCAACCACAUCACUACAUUCCUUCCAUCCACCACCACCACAAGAGGUCUGCUGACCCCGUUGCUGAGGCUGAAGCCAGCUACGGCUACAGGUCAUACCACCCCGUGCAUUACCACUCCUACCAAUACACCCCUUACACUCACAGCCACUACAAGAGAUCUGCCGAGCCAGAAGCUAAUCCAGGUUUCAGCUAUGGCCACCACCACCAGUCCGUGUACCGUCCCUACCACAGCGGAGCUCACUAUGGUUACGGUUACCGCACUUACCAUCACUAAGGUACUGGGAGGUUAUAUGCCCUGAAGUUAUCUGAAGGAGUUUUAUAUUGAAAAUUGAUUUACAAACAAUAAAGUCAAUCUAAACGAAU